ACAACAGAUCCCCUUCAAAUUCUUUGCCGACACUGGGCAACAUCAAAAUCCCCAAAAUUUUUCGUUCUCUUUGAUCUCAUUCGCCCUUUUCCGAGAAACCCUAAAAUGAAUCCAUCAAACCCAUCAACAAUCAACCAAAAUCACCAAAAUUAGUAGCCGGCACUGCAAGCAUCAAAAUCCCUAUAUUUUUUUCUUCUCUUCGAACUCAUUUGUCCUCCGAGUGAUGCAGCACGAGCCGAAGCUCAUGUUCAACACCUUGAAGCACCAUGUGGAUGAGUUUUGUGGGCCGGAACACAGCGAUUCUGGUAGUGAUGAUGGUCACGAAACGGCCAACGCUGCUCUAGGUAACAGCCUUGCUCGACCCUUUCACAACAUGCCGUAUCUGGUUUCCUGCUCUCUGACUGCCAUUAAUAAUAGUGGGUUUUAUUAUUGCAAUGAGGAUGAGUACAACGCCGCCGUCGAGUCUGGGGCCAUUGAGGACGAGCAGUGGUCUUAUUGCUGUACCUAAGAUAGCCGGUGCUACUUCCCAUGUGUUGCCUGCGUUCUCUUUUAUGUUUUAACUGUUAAUUUGGAAUUUUUAUUUUAUUUUUAUUAGGAUAAGCAAAAGAUGUUAGCAGAGCAAGGAAGCGUCUUUUGCAUUUUGUGGGAAAGAGAGGGGACUGAAGUAACCGAAUCCAUCCUUUGUAAAUUCGAGAUCUUAUUCCCUCUUUUCUUAGUAGACUUUCUCAGUUCUUAAUUAAAAAUUUCAUUUAUG
Messenger RNA from Rubroshorea leprosula, 754 nucleotides. Lineage: Eukaryota; Viridiplantae; Streptophyta; Magnoliopsida; Malvales; Dipterocarpaceae. The record is from the annotation of a GenBank genome assembly.